This is a messenger RNA of Oppiella nova, 1207 nucleotides long. The record is from the annotation of a GenBank genome assembly. Lineage: Eukaryota; Metazoa; Arthropoda; Arachnida; Sarcoptiformes; Oppiidae.
AAAAGGUAUAUAACUAGCGCUGCGUUUGUUAAACACGUAUAAAACAAAACCAAUACUCAAAUCUUGAACUGUAUUGCAGUAUAUUUACUAUUAAUUAAAUCCUAUUAUAACUACUGGUUAUCAUCGGUGAGAGACAAUGGCUUUGGACCUCUUCUCCCCGCACCGGUCGGGCCGUAACUAUUGGGAUGUGUGGCGAUGGCCGGAGAACCUAAGCGGACAACACUUCGGGCUCGACGUGAACGAGAUGUUGGCGGCCGGGGGUCUCCGUAGCGGCACCGGUGGGUCGCAAGUGGUGAACGCCGGCGACCGGUUCGCCGUACGACUCGCCUGUCAACACUUCACGCCGGAAGAGAUUACCGUCAAAGUGGUCGACCAUCAGCUCGUCAUACACGGCAAGCACGAGGAGCGCACCGACAGUCACGGAUGGAUUCAACGAGAAUUUACGCGCCGGUAUGUAUUGCCCGAUGGUUGCGAUCCUGAAAAAGUGGUGUCCAGUUUGGAUGCGAAGGGCAUACUGUCCAUAAAGGCGCCCAAAAAGGCUGUGCCCCCACCGGACAACAACGAGCGUGUUGUUCCCAUUACCGUAUUCCCGCGCGACCCCCGGCAUGCCGUUAUAAGUGACGCUGAUGAAUACAAAAAUAACUUAAUGGUACUCCAUCGGCACGCCGGUAUAAAGUGAGCCACAUAUUUAUGAAUGGUCACGCAUAGGGUGGAACCAAAGCGAUUCUGGUAUUAAUUUUACUUAUAUUUAUUUUUUUGCAUAAACCUAUUUAUUCAACAAAAAUAAACAGUAAAAUGUUACAAUUAUAAAGAUAUUUGGUUUUAAUUUAUUUUUAAUAUAACAAAAUAUUAAUAAUUUUAAAAUUAGUAAGAUCGUAUUUUAGACCUCACUUAUUGUACCCCGGGGUAAAACGGCAGUCUCAUCAAACUCACUUUACACCGGCAUGCCGGUGGUUGCGCGAGAAUACGGUAAUAUUAAAAAGUGAACAUGAUCAUGUUGACCUCGAGCUGAGUGAUACUUGACAGUCAUGUUUUAAUUUUUAAUGAAAAAUCACACUGGUAUUUAUUGCACUGAUAUUUAUUAAUUACUGUACAUAAUAACAAUUGUAUUUAUAGUACAGUAUAUCAAUAUAUAAAUUAUGUUUUUUCCAAAUUAGUGUUUACAGUUAGUAUAAUAAUUACUUUGAAUUAAUUUUAAUUAACCUCG